GCAAUUGGGUCCUCGGGCUGAGGGCGUGAGGCCAUGAGGUGACGAGAGCCUGUGUCCGGCCUGCGGAAGAUGUCCACCGCCUCUGCAAAUAGGCCUGCGGGGAGAAGCCCGGCCGGAGUGCCUCUCAGGCCAGUUUGGGGCCGGGCCAGGGCCUUUCGGGGAGCAGUCCAGGGGGGCCGGUUCCAGGAGACACCUUGGCACGCCUGGAGCCCCCACGUGGUGGCCGGGGCCGGAGCGCCCGCGCCCCCAAGGGCUGGGAAGGGGCCCGCCCUGCGCUCCGGGCUGGGGACGGGCCCGGGCGGCGGGCCUGCGCCGCUAAGGGCGCCUCCUCCGGGCGUGUUCGGCCGACGCGCUUCCUGACGGGCUUCAGUGCCUCCCCCGGCUCGAAGGAGUCCCAUUUAACGCCGUGGGGCACAGUCCUCUGGUGAGGGGACGCCUGGCGAGCCAGCUGCGGACCGGUAGCCAGGGGCAGCCGGGCUCGGGGCAGCCGGGGCCUCUGAAGGCCAGAAGAACUUCCCGAGCCCGGGCCGAUAUGGUGGUUUUGUUGCGCUCCCGAGUGACAGCCCUCGUAGUGUUGGACAACCAAAGGCCAAGACCUCUUGGCCACACGUAGGUCGCGGACUUCAGGUGUCUGGUUAGGAGAAAAGGAGCGACCUGUUGAUCUUUUUUGCGGGGACUCUGGGUCUCGGUCCAAGGGAAUAUGAUGGUGAAGUCUUUGGAUUUAGAGACAAAACCAGAAGUGAGCCCAUGGCAAGCCCAGGGAAGGACAAUUACCGAAUGAAGAGCUAUAAGAACAAUGCUCUAAACCCUGAGGAAAUGAGACGAAGAAGAGAGGAAGAGGGCAUUCAACUCCGGAAACAGAAACGGGAGCAACAACUUUUUAAACGGAGAAAUGUGGAGCUGAUUAAUGAAGAAGCGGCCAUGUUUGAUAGUCUGCUGAUGGACUCUUAUGUGAGCUCUACAACUGGGGAGAGUGUGAUCACAAGAGAGAUGGUGGAGAUGCUCUUUUCUGAUGAUUCUGACUUGCAGUUAGCAACCACACAGAAAUUCCGGAAACUGCUCUCCAAAGAACCAAGUCCUCCAAUAGAUGAAGUUAUCAAUACCCCAGGAGUAGUUGAUCGGUUUGUAGAGUUUCUGAAGAGGAAUGAGAAUUGUACAUUACAGUUUGAAGCUGCUUGGGCUCUAACAAACAUUGCCUCGGGAACCUCUCAACAGACCAAAAUUGUCAUUGAAGCAGGGGCUGUCCCAAUUUUUAUAGAGCUGCUUAACUCAGACUUUGAGGAUGUACAGGAACAGGCAGUCUGGGCUCUGGGAAACAUAGCUGGAGACAGUUCCGUUUGCCGAGAUUACGUCUUGAACUGUUCCAUCCUUAAUCCUUUGUUAACACUCCUUACCAAGUCCACACGACUGACAAUGACACGGAAUGCAGUGUGGGCCCUGUCAAACCUCUGCAGAGGGAAGAACCCACCCCCAGAGUUUGCAAAGGUCUCUCCUUGUUUGCCUGUAUUGUCUCGCCUGCUCUUCAGCAGUGACUCAGACUUGCUGGCAGAUGCUUGCUGGGCCCUCUCUUACUUGUCUGAUGGCCCCAAUGAGAAAAUCCAGGCAGUCAUAGACUCUGGAGUCUGCCGGAGAUUGGUCGAGCUUCUGAUGCACAAUGAUUACAAAGUGGCUUCUCCUGCCCUGAGAGCCGUGGGUAACAUUGUCACUGGGGAUGACAUCCAGACCCAGGUCAUUCUUAACUGUUCAGCCCUCCCUUGCCUCCUGCACUUGCUGAGCAGCUCCAAGGAGUCAAUCCGAAAGGAAGCUUGCUGGACCAUUUCAAACAUCACUGCUGGCAACAGAGCUCAAAUACAGGCUGUCAUAGAUGCAAAUAUUUUCCCUGUGUUGAUUGAAAUCCUUCAGAAAGCAGAGUUUCGUACAAGGAAGGAAGCAGCCUGGGCCAUCACCAAUGCCACAUCAGGAGGGACCCCUGAGCAGAUCAGGUACCUGGUGUCACUGGGCUGCAUCAAACCCCUGUGUGACUUGCUGACUGUAAUGGAUUCGAAGAUUGUUCAAGUGGCCCUCAAUGGACUAGAGAACAUCCUGCGUCUUGGAGAGCAAGAGGGCAAGCGUAGUGGCUCAGGGGUCAAUCCCUACUGUGGUCUCAUCGAGGAAGCCUAUGGCUUGGAUAAAAUUGAAUUUCUCCAGAGCCACGAGAACCAGGAGAUCUACCAGAAGGCCUUUGACCUCAUUGAGCACUACUUUGGUGUAGAAGAUGAUGAUAGCAGCCUGGCUCCCCAGGUGGAUGAAACACAGCAGCAGUUCAUCUUCCAGCAGCCUGAGGCCCCCAUGGAGGGCUUCCAGCUAUAAUGUCUGCCUCCGGGGAGGGGAGGGGAUGGGAAGCACCACCAACCAGCAGAAGAGCAGCCCUCUGGUGGGCGGGAAGACAGCCCCCCAUCAUCAGCUACCGUACACCUGCUGCCCUGGAGACUGUGCUCUUGACAUGCUCUGCCCCCUUCCCUGGAGGGAGCACCCUCUGGACUGACAGAACCAUCUGAGGCUCACAUUUGGGUUUUGUGACAAGAAGGGGACGUGUUGGGUUUUUCUUCCUUACACUAUAUUUUGACUGCACACAUGUCUUUAACCCAGGAGCCCAGGGGUAGACAAAGGAGGACUGAGGUAAUCAAUUUGCACCUUUUUUUAAUUUUUAUUUUUUUCUUUAGUGGUGACUUCCUUCCCGUUUAUCUUCCUUCAUCCUUCCCAGUCCUCUGCCCUGAUCUGUGUAACUCUUAUCUUGGGUACUUGAGCAGAUGGAAUUACCCCAGAGGUGGGAGGUGGGAGGGGAGGGGAGAAGUCCAAAACAAAGUGUUCUUGCUCUGACAGAAUAUUAAUCUUAUAUGCUUGGAUUGAGUUAUUUAAUUGUUUUUUUUCCUUUGCACAUUUUUCUUGUAUUAAGGUUGCUUUUCCCAAGAGCCAUGAGUUCCUGGUUUUAGAAAUCCCAGCUGCCAGCAUUGUCUGGGAAUAGAGGCUGAUAGGGAGGCCACCAUGAGACAAAGGCCCCUCUCUCCCUCUGACCCUUAGCCCAGACCUCCUUAAUUUGGGAGACCCCUCACUCUUCUGGGGCAUUUACACCAGUGGGAGUGGAGGGGAGGAGCACAGGCCUUCAGACAGGGCUUCCCAAGUGUAGCUACUGACCCCAUGUUUCCUACCCACCUUCCAAAUGGUGCAACCCAACUUCAUUUGUUUACUUGAAAAUUCCCCUCAGAGUUGAAUGAACCUCUGAGGUGGCUGUAUUUUCUCCUAAGCUUGAGACAGGAGGCUGUGGUCCCUUUCUCCUGAGGAGAAAAGUUCUUGCUCUGAUGACCCAUAAGUUGCAGAGGAGGUUGGAGUGAUAGUGUCAUGUAUUGGGAUAGUCAGGGAUCCCUGCCUUUGGCCUUUCUUCUUCCUCUUCCAUAGUUGGAUCAUGUAUAUUUUACUUCCAAAGGAGAGAAUGUCAAAUAGCUCUGUAUUUUUUUAUAUUCUAUAUAUUAGGUAGGUCAAUCUUAAUUGGUCUGAGGAGAAGGAACCGUCUGUAAUUUCUUUGAUUAGGAUACUGUGAGGAACACAAAAAGAUGUGGAAGCUCUCCUGCUCAGAAAGCCUGAGCUUGGUCCUUUUCCUCUCUGCUUGGAUUCUGGACCACCCCUUGGGACCAACCCUCAGCUCUGGAACCUUUAUAAAGCAGAUCAGCGUGUUGUGAUUGUCCCAGUAGCUGAAGGGAGUGAGGAAAGGCCUCAAAGCCUGGUGACAUCUACUACUUUAGUCCUCCUUCUUAGCAUCCUGCUUGUAUCAGGAAACCCAGAAAGCAGUCUGCCUUCUCAAACUCAAUCUCAAAGGCCAUUAUCCACAUACUUUGUCACACACAGCUGCCUCUCCUAUUAUAGAAACUUAGCAGCCUGAAUAUUCCUGGAGAACUGUUGGUAUCUUCCCUGUUUGGGAUCCUUGUACCUGGUUUGAGUUUUCCUUUCCUUGUGACAAUUAUAAUCCAGAUUCCUUUUCUUUGUCCCUGAGUAAAGCUAGUGUAGUGCCUCAGUGGCUUGCCUGUGCCUCUGGUGGGUUAUAUAUGAGAGUAAAGCCCAGCUGUUGGGGAUGUGGUAGAGGAAGUUGUCAGCUAAUUGUAGAGUAGCUGUGGAGCUGGCAGCAGUCUGCUCUGCCCUUUGCAUCAUCUGCACUGUGGUUAGUUAGAGAUGUCCUGCUCUAAGCUACAAACAUCUAAGAACGACAAACAUUGUCGUUCUUGCUCCCAUUCCUAUAUAACCCCUUUUGGCUCAGGUGAAAUCUAUACCCCUUUGCUUACGGAACUAAAGUUCAGGUUCUGAUUGUUGGCUAUUGGUCUUGAAUUUGCCCUCACUCAAGAACCAUUUUCUGAGGAAGACAUUUAGGACUAGCAGUUUAUACUGAACAAUCACACUAGUCUUGUGCUUCCAUGUUGAGUCAGACGCCACUUGUCAGUUUAGGAUUGGCCUCCCCAAUCUCCUGGGAAGGGGUGGGACCUUUUUCACCUGGCCUGUUGCCUCCAUUACAAAACUAUUCCAAAGGACAACUUCCACCACUGCCCACCAUCAACCUUGUCUGAAGGUCAGAGCAACUUAGCAGGAUCUACUUUAUACAUCUCAAGCAACAGUUAAAACAGUUAAGUUCCUGACUACAGCCAGAUUCUUAGUGUGAGACAGAAAUUUUCUGCUUUCCCAACUGGUCCUCUAAAAUCUGUUUGGCUUCUGAUCUGGGUCCUCUAACAGAUGGAAGACUGUUGGUCAUGCAGCUGCUGCUUAAAGCCAGUUUCUCCAAAGACUUUAAAGGCAGAAUUCUACUGGUACAAUGUGUGGACAAAUUUCAGAGAAAACUGGCUUCUUGGAGAUUUUCCUUGUGUCUAUCCCUAAUCAUAUUUUCCCUAAAUUUCCUUAUAGUCCAUAGGUGAAGUUCUUUCAGCCCAA
Molecule: messenger RNA, 4950 nt
Organism: Castor canadensis (American beaver)
Lineage: Eukaryota; Metazoa; Chordata; Mammalia; Rodentia; Castoridae
Source: RefSeq, a predicted model, not a curated record